CUGCGCUGCACUGACGUCACGAUGAUUUUGUGUACAUAGACGACUACUGCGCCAGGACAGUGUGCAGUGACAUGCACAAGAAGAAAAAGGACUGAAAAAAGUUUGUUGUUGAGAUGUCAGUCUGUGUUGGAUUGUAGGUAAAGCCUUCGCGCUCGCCUGUAUCUAGAUAUUAUUCUGUUCAUGAACGGGAUAUUAUCCGCUUGUUGUUUGAAUGUGCGUGCAUAACGGUGAGGAGCGACGACUGUGAGAAGCUAAAGCAUCAAGUUAUCUACCACAUCUGACUACAGCUCGCGAAAACUUGAUCAUGGAGGGAAUCCAAGGUCUUACUAAAGGCGCUCCUGCUUCAGUAGCUCCUACCAAUCAGCAGCAGCAGCCCGGUACAGCAGCACCUGCUCAUCAGGAUGUAUUAGCUCUUACAGCGGGCUCUGCGCACCAGCCAGUACUAGCAGGGAGCGGCGGCGCGUACAGUGCUGCUGGUGUUGGCACAUCGGCUGCAUCCACCAUGUUUGCAGGCGAGAUAGGCACAGUUCCUGGAUCGACGCAGGCUUCAUCGCUUCCCGCAGCCACCCUGUCGAAACCUCCAGCAAGCAACGCAUCUAAUACUGGCGAGGAUUCGACCCCCAGUAACAAGAAGAGGCGACAGAAGUGCGGCCAAUGCGAACCAUGCAAGAUCACGGCUGACUGUGGACAUUGCAUCAAUUGCGAAAACAAGACUAAGUUCAAGCAAGUGUGCAAGCAGCGCAAAUGCAACAAUCUUCGAAGGGUACGGUCUGCAUUCAGCGGUGAACAAACGGCUUCACCUUCAGAAAAAAGUAGAGAAUCUAGCGAGCCCAGCGCUAAGAAGCUAUACCAUGGGCCGGCAUCAUCUACUGCCACUUCAGCCCCUUUGAAUCUACAAGACCAGCCAGCCCCCGCCACAGUUACUGCCCCUGUGCCCUCAUUGUCAUCGGCAGCUGCACAAGCUGCGCCAGCCGCCGCAGCAGCAGUUGCAGCAGCACAAGCCGCACCAGUCCCCACUGCAGCGGCAUCAACAGUGCCGACUGCUACGAUACAAGGAGCCAGUAAUGGCAAUGGCGUCAUGCAAGGAGCAGGCCAGAGUGUUCUGUUCCCCCCGAUGGCGCCUUGGCAAUUGGCAGCUUCAGCCGCUGGUGUUGGCUUUCCUGCGGCCUAUGCAGCUGCUGGUGCUGCCUCAAUUUCAAAUGCCGCUGUGCCUGACAGCACUGCUAACAACCCAAGUGCAGCAGCUUCUGCUAACGACAAUGAGAGCAUGGUGGCGGCCAUGGCGGCUGCAGCAGCUGCACCGCCUGCUUUCCCGUUCCUCAACAGUUACCUCCCACCGCCAAUGCCGCCUGGUCAACCCAACAUUGGUGGCGACACUAGCCAAGAUGUCACUAAUGCUCCAGCUUCAGGCUCGGUCACACUCAGCACGUUCGAAUUAGCUGCUAUGUUGUCUGCGGCCAGUCAAGCAACAAAUACUCUGUCAUUAAGUCCAGAGAAUGUUGCUGCAGUGCUGGCCGCAUUACAACAAGGUCAGAACUCGGAAAUGCCAGCUGAAGCUACUAAUGGCACUAAGGCCCCUGCGCCAAGCGCUCCACCAGCCGAGCCUCCGCAGGCACCUCCUGCUGCGGCAGUGGCAGCUUAUGCAGCGCUGCCUGCCCCAACAGCGACCACUGCACCUCCUGCUGCAGCUGCUGCUGCGGCGGCAACAGCGUCUUCACCAACAGCAGCCGCCGCCGCUGCAGCAUCAUCAUCAUGCAAUGCGAAAACAACUGUGGCGACGUCAGUGGCGGGCGCGGCCGCGGCACAGGGGACUAAGCGUCCACCAGGCAUGAGUGUGGCAACAAACCGAGUCCUGAUGAAGGCAGAGAAAAGAGUUUUGAAGGGCAAAAAGGCGGAUGCGGACGUCAUUGCCAAACUGAACCAGUUGACCCGGUCGAAGAAGCCUAAAAGAUCCAGUGGUGCCAACGCAGCACCAUCAGUAGCUCCACCCUGUGGCUGCACAGCGUCUGUUGAUGUAGAUGGCCAUUACUACACUCAUUUCGGCGCUGCAGCUGAUGCUCAGCAGCUUCUUGAAGUCGUGCAGAAAUGGUACAACGUUCCUGCUUCCGGCAUACGCAUGGUUGAACUCAAGUUCACAGGGCGGGGUACGAGGUCGGACGGAUGCCCGAAGCACAACUGGACACUGCGCCGAGAAGUGCCAACUGAAACUCACAUGGUCUUGUAUCGGCAACACAAGCAGCAUAAAUGCCAGAAGAAGUUCACUGUGAUUGCCAUUGUUCACUGGGACUUUCUACCAACAAUAUAUUGCACAAACUUGUACCGCAUGCUGACAGCAACACUGCCUGAUCAUGGACUGCCAUCGAAGAGAAAGUGUUCUGCUAACGAGAGGAAAACGUGCAAUUGCAUGGGCGAUCCGGAUGAUGGGGCGUGUGCAUAUGCCUUCGGCUGCCUGUGGAGCGUCUAUUAUCAUGGCUGCAAGUUUGCUCGAAGCAAGAUCGUGCGCAAAUACAAACUCAACUCACCUGAGAAGGACAAGGUUAUUCCGGACGAGACUCGACUGGAGGAAGACUUGGAUCGACUGGCCACUGUCCUGGCACCAGAAUUGGAAGCCCUUGCGCCAGAAGCUUAUCGAAAUCAGAUUGCCGAUGAAGUCGAGGCACCGGACUGCAGAAUUGGACAGCAGGGCGACAGGAAGCGACCGUUCGCCAGCGUAUGUGCAGGAUUCGACUUUCCCUGCCAUGGACAUGCAGAGCCGUCAGAUCUUGACAACGGUGCCACACUGGUAUGCACUCUGCUUGGUAAAGAGGUACCCAACUCUACUGCUGAUCCAAGCGAGGAACAGCUGCAUAUCUUGACUGCCUACAGUUUGGCUGACAGCACUGAAGAAGGUGGAGGUGUCGGCUUAGCCCUGGGCAACGGUUCCAUCUUGGUCAAAUACUGCGUGAAGGAUGUGUAUGCGAACACAGCUCUUGUGAGGCCGAAUCGGAAAGCUCCGGCUCGUAUUUCUCUUGUCUUCCAGCAUGGCCGUCAACUGAACCGCCUCAAGCAUGGUACUGCUGAAAUUGCAGACAAGAUGAAGAAGAUACAGGAGGAGCGAGAAGAAAUGAUGGCAGAGGCUGUCAAGCAAGCAGAGAUCGAUAAGGUGGAGAAGGCCGAGGAAGACAAGAAAAGCGCAGCAGUAGCAGCAGCAGCGGCAGCAGCAGCCGCUGCCGCCACUGCUGCGGCCCCUCAGCCAAAUGUAUUGUCAGUGUUGGAACAGUCUGGUAGCACCGGUCAAAAACUUACCGUAGAAAAUGCUGCUAGUCAAUUUGCCCAAUGGCAGCAGCAGCAACAGCAACAACAACAGCAGCAAGGAGCUGCCGGUGGCGCUACACUAGAUGGAGUCCUGACAGAGCUUGUUCUUGAUAGUGGUGGCGGUGGUGGAGCACAAGCAGAGGCGACCAACGCAACUGGCCUGGGUUUGCCGCCAGAGUCUGUGUCCAGUUUCCUGAUGAUGAAUGAUCUGUUUGGUAGCUUCACUAAUCAACAGGCUAGUGCAGCUGAAGGAGCUGCAAACGAGGCUCCGGGGGCUGCUGUGUUGGAAGGCGGCGGACAAGAAGGACAGGAUGCUAACUGGAGUGCUCCAUCUCCCGAAAUGCCCAGCCUGGUGGAUUUGCUGAACAAGCCUGGCGACGACAGCCUGCCCAUCAUACCGCCGCCCAGCUAUGCACUGCCUCCAGCUCCAGCUGUCCCUGCCCAAGACAGCAGCGCGGCGGUGUCUGCCAGCACCAAUCCCGCUACAGCUAACGUUCCAUUGGGCGCUACGUCUACUGCUGCGCCGGUGGUUGCGGCGGAAGGUGGCUGGGCUGCUAGCCUGAAUGCAUUAGCAGCACCACCAGCUGCAGCAGCAGCAGCAGCAGCAACAGCAGCAGGUGGUGACCAGGAACACACCGGUGGUGGUGCUGGUACCAGCCAGGAAUCCGUCUCCACACCGCAAGGUGGGGGCGCUGAUGUGGCCUCUGCUGGCGACAAUGAAGAAUCUCCAGCACCAGCUGCCGUGGGUGGUGACGAUCCGGCUCGUCUGAGCGAACUGUCGCUUGGCAGAGCCUCCGAGCCGAGUCACACUCCCCUUGCCGGUGUGUCUGGCCCCAACUCAGUCGCUGCUCAGGAUGACCCUGUACAACAGGCCACCGCGCUGAUGCAAGAUGGCAGUGAGCAGCCAGCUUUGCAAGUUGCCAGUUCACCAGCUGAAGACCAGCAGCAAUUACAGUGGCAAAUGCAGCAACAGCAGCAGCAGCAACAGCAGUUUCCUGCACAAUCCCCACCAUUGAUGGCACACAAUAUGCUCCAACAGCUGUAUCCUGGGUUGGUACAACGACAGCAGCAACAGCAACAUCAGCAGCAGCAGCAACAACAACAGCCGCAGCAACAACUACAACAACAGCACCACCAGCAACUUCAGCAGCAACUCCAACAACAACAGCACCAGCAACAUCAGCAAUCAAAAGAGCAGGUCCAAAAAGAGGAUGAGAGUCAUCAGGAGUCUGGUCAAGCCCAAAGCCAAGCAGCCGCUGCUCAGAUUCAGCUGCCAACACAGCAGUAUUUACAACAGCUGCAACUUCAGCAGUUCCAACAACAAAUGCAGCAGCGACAGCAGCAGCUGCAACAAGUCCAGCAGCAGCAGACGCAAGCCCAGCUACAAUCACAACAGCCACAUCAACUUCAUACACAACACCAGAGGCCACCGCAGCAGCAGCAACAUGCAGUGCGACAGCCGAUCAGUUCUCCUUCUCUGGCUGCUCCUAAUCAGGCUGAAGAGAAAAAGGAAAGAAGUCCCACAACAGAAGAAAAGCCUGUUGUAUAUGCUGGCAGUCAGCAGAUGGCACAAGUACAGCAGCAGCAGCAGCAGCAGCAGCAACAGCCAGAUCAAAAGAGUGUACUGCAAAUGCAACAGGCCCAGGUUAAACAAAUGAAACGAAACGAGCAGCAGCAGCAGCAGCAACAACAGCAAACACAACAGCACCAGCAACAACAACAACAACAACAACAACAACAACAACAACGACAUAUGCAGCAACAGCAGCAACUGCGCCAGCACCAACAAAGGCACCAGCUGCAGCAGGAACAGGCGCUGCAGCAACAGCAGAAGGAACAGGCGCUGCAGCAACAGCAGCAGCAACAGGCCAGUAAGCAACAGACUAAACCGCGACGAGGGGCGAAACCAGUGAAGGAAAACCCAGUCGCUGCCAUUGUUGGCCCGCCAAGCCAUGGAUCAGAGGAGCAGCAGGACCGUAGUGCCACGAAUUCUCCGCAGAAUAUGGCAGCAGCACAGUACUUGCAGCAACGGCAGCAACAGGCAAUGCAGCAAAGACAACAGCCAACUGCACAGCCAGUGCAGCAGCCGCAACAUCACCAUCAGCAGCAACAGAAGCAGAAAGCACAGCAAGAAGCGCAUGCAGCACAUCAAGCUGCACAGCAGCAAGCAAAGCUGCAGCAAGAACAGCAACUGAAGUAUGAAAUGCAAGCUGCACAGCAUGAACAGCUGCGCCUCGUGCAAGAGCAGAGAGCACAAGCGCAACAAGCUGCACAACAGCAGCAAGCUGCACAGCAGCAGCAAGCUGCACAGCAGCAGCAAGCUGCACAGCAGCAGCAAGCUGCACAGCAGCAGCAACAGCAGCAGCAGCAAGCUGCACAGCAGCAGCAAGCCGCACAGCAGCAGCAAGCUGCACAGCAGCAACAACAGCAGCAACAACAGCAGCAGCACCGAGAAAACCUCAAAUCACCUCCCAAAGCUGUGCAACGUGCCAGCAGAACACCCAGCCAACCACGCAUCUCUCCAGCAUCGCAAUCCCCUGCAACACACCAGAUUGCGCCAGCCCAGACAGUCCAGAUGGUUACCUCGGCUCAUCCGCAGCAGCAUAUGCUGGUAGCGCAGCAGCAGCAGCAACAGCAACGGUACAUUCCGGCACAGCAGCAGUGGCUAACAUCCACGCACCCUGGUAUUCGGCCUCUGUGGCCGUCGCAAUACUCCAUGGUGCGGCCCGGUCACGCGCUGACGCCAGUUAGCAGCGUCGAAUCGGGAGCACAGGCAGCGGCGCUCAGUAAUCGACAGCCUGUUGCUCACCUCGCGAGUGGCGACCGGGCACUGCAACCAGCUGCUGCUGCUGCAUUGGCUGCGGCUCAGCAGGGUCAGGCAACUCCCACAGCCAUACAGUCACCGUAUGGUUUCAGCACACAGGCACAGGGGGCACGCGGUGCCGCCCUGCCCAUGGGAGUGCCCGCGCCACGUCCCGCUGGCAUUCCGGUGGACGCAGCCCAGCAGGCGUAUGCACGCAUGCCCGUCCAAGUGGGCCGCGCUCUUCCGGGUCAGAUGCAGCCGCGCAUCCUGCCGCAAGGCUGGCAGCAGGCCAUGCAAGGCAUGGUGCGCACACCCAAUGCUGGACAGCAGCUGGCUGGACAGUUUGCCGCUGCUCCGCCGGGCGUUGCACAGCCCAACAUUGUUAGUAUGAUGGCGCCGCAGCAAGAUCGCUGGAACUAAACACACGGCUACAAACAGUAUCCGACGCUGAUAUUCCUGAUAGUUAGGUGGUGCCGGUAUUACCGACACGCCUACAUAUAAUGUGCUCCCAUUGAGGAUGGUGACCAGACCUACUACAUACUUUGACUGAAUGAAAACGUGACUUCGGUUGUGGAACCAUUGAUGUAGUUCUACUGCGGAUGUACUGGUCUAUUGCUGAACUUUGACGAGCAACAACGGUCCUUGACAUUGCACCUUUACGUAAUAUGAUAUUUGAAGCCCUUUCGAAUGGGGCAGUUAGUCACAUACACAGAAACUGUCUUGAUCAAUGCACGACAACAUUGCCAGUCUUGUAUUUGUUUACUGAAAGCUACCUGCGAGUACUACCAUAAUUAUCAGAUUGCCCUUCACUUGACUUCGUCCACCGCACACAUGUCAAUGCUUGUACACGCCAGCGGCUGAGUUCAUGAGGUGAAACGAGUAUCGCAUCGCACGCAACAGCUUUAGCAGCGGCAUGCGAUCCGAAUAUUCAGCCAAAAUAUUAAAUUUUCAUAAAAAUUCAUCCAAAUAUUAUUUGGUUGAAAAUUCUCCAUCUAAUAUAAAUCGUAGUAUCCGUGUCAAACGUCUGUUUGUGCGUUGUAAUGCUCCGUUUUCGAAUUGCCUCUUCACUUGUUUCUGGUCUAUUCAAGUACGCCUUAGUUGAACUAACUGAUUUUUGUACCAGCUGGCUAAUUCUCAAGUUCAAGCCAAUCUUGGUUUCAACCAUAUCUUGAAUUUCACUGCACAGUGCAAUUGCUACUUUCUACUGUAUUUGUCUUAAUGUUCACUGUACAGUAUACGUGUCUUCGUGUUGUGACUGCACUUGAUUUCUUGGAUGGUGUUUUGCUUGCUUGGCUUUUCGGUUUGAGAAUGCUUGACUUGCGUAGUACUUGUCUUGUAGAGAAGUUUUCGAUUACUGUUUCCUUGAGCAAACCUCUA
Sycon ciliatum is the source of this 7474-nucleotide messenger RNA. RefSeq lists its product as uncharacterized. Gene Ontology annotation, molecular function: zinc ion binding; DNA binding; DNA 5-methylcytosine dioxygenase activity. The transcript has 11 exons. NCBI's taxonomy places the organism in Eukaryota, Metazoa, Porifera, Calcarea, Leucosolenida, Sycettidae. The coding region runs from base 305 to 6517 and encodes 2070 amino acids. Gene Ontology annotation, cellular component: nucleus. The record is from RefSeq and is a predicted model, not a curated record. Gene Ontology annotation, biological process: positive regulation of transcription by RNA polymerase II.